AUGACUUUAAAUGAAGAACACUAUGCAACAGCUAAAAGAAUUAUCUCUGCGUCUUCUAUGAAAACGUUCAACAAAGGAUAUUCCACUCAGAAUGCCAAAUUCACAAAAUUGACUUCCUUUGGUCAGACGCAUCGCAGACAAGAAGAUUUGGCCAGUCAUCCACUACAACACACUGUUAUCAAUAUGAGUGCUAGAAGACUUACGUCGGUUGAAGAUGUGUUGGCUCUUGGAUUGAAUUUCGCUGUGGUACCCUGUUUUCUUCCUAAAGAAGAAUUUGUACAACGUUUGGAACCAAAGUUAUACCACAUGACGAACAAUGCAGCUAGUAACAUCUGCAUCUAA
This is a messenger RNA of Paramuricea clavata, 342 nucleotides long. Lineage: Eukaryota; Metazoa; Cnidaria; Anthozoa; Malacalcyonacea; Plexauridae. The record is from the annotation of a GenBank genome assembly.